This is a messenger RNA of Gadus chalcogrammus (walleye pollock), 2770 nucleotides long. RefSeq names its product ADP-ribosylation factor-like 14 effector protein (gene arl14ep). Lineage: Eukaryota; Metazoa; Chordata; Actinopteri; Gadiformes; Gadidae. The transcript has 4 exons. The coding region runs from base 368 to 1150 and encodes 260 amino acids. The record is from RefSeq and is a predicted model, not a curated record. Gene Ontology annotation, cellular component: intracellular membrane-bounded organelle.
UAGUUUAAUGAAACAUUUAGAGCAGCACAUUAAGGUGCUUCUUCAGAGUAGACUGAAGAAGCACCUUGGCCCAUAGUGGCUAGUAUCAACUUCUCAACUUGUUAUAUUAACCUGUUGUAUUACCUUGUUGUAUUGAUGUAUUAACUUAUUAUAUCAACUUGUUAAAGUGGAAAUGAAGCAAUGAGAACUGUGACCAUUUUUUGGUUGCUUUUUCAUUUUUGGAAAUGCAUGGAUUUUCAUUAAACCUGAAAUUCAAGUAGUUUCACUGGAAAAUCACAUGUUUAUAACGACUUUCGCCACUAGGGCACGGCCAUGUUUUAAAAACGUAGGCGCCACGUCAUCAGAAUGGUUAGCUCUUUAAACAAACAUGUCGAAUAUUGGAAGAACAACCUUUUGUAUUGCCCCUUGCUGUUCAAACGAAUAUUAUCGGUUAAAGGAGAGCGGUAGAAUAGUUCAUUUCCAUGCUAUUCCUCUCAAGAAGCCUGAAGUGCUCCGAAGAUGGUUAGCUGCAUUGAAACGCCUCAGCCCCCCAAUGGGACCAGCGCGGAGAGUAUGUAGCGACCACUUUAUAGAGGCUGAUUACAUUGAAGAGGGAGCUUUUGCUGAAGAUGGGAGAUUUGUUCGCCGUCCCACCAGUCGACUGAAGCCAGAUGCUGUGCCAACUAUUUUUAAAUCGGACCCGGGCGCUGCUCUGCGCAGAGAAAGAGCGCAGAAAUGUGCUUGCCAGGCAGAGGAACGAGAGUCUCUGCAGAUCGAGCUUCGGAAGAGGGGGGUGGUAACCAAGGACACCAAUCCGGCGGCUCGGCCGGCAACGCAAACCGGAGAACGGACGAGGGACGGGGCGAACCUCCGCAGGGAGAAGAGAGGGGCGGUGAGGGGAGGACGCGGAGGGCGCGGCGGGAAGUACUCAACCAAUGAAAGACAGACGAUGGGCCCCAAGAGCAAGCUGUACGACGCCAAGGGCGUCCUGAUCUCCAGCGGGAAGGACAUGUGCGACUGCCUCGACGUGGACUGCAUGGGCUGCUUCUACCCCUGCCCCGACUGCGGCGCUCGCAAGUGCGGCGUGGAGUGCCGCUGCCACAGGAAGUGGCUCUACGAGCAGGUGGAGGUCGAGGGCGGCGAGAUCAUCAGGAACAAAUUUGCUGUGUGAAGACUCCAGAACGUUCUGGAACCUUUAGGGCCCAGGAACAUGGAGGAGGGAGGGGGGGGGGCCCUGAGGCACUGAGGGGGCCCCUGAGGCACCGAGGGGGCCCUGAGGCACUGAGGGGGCCCUGAGGCACUGAGGGGGCCCUGAGACACUGAGGCACUGAGGUCCUCGACCAAAACAGAAGUUUCUUUGAGUUUGACACACUUUAACUCUAAAGACACCUCUUCUGUGCUGUAUAUUUCUUUUGUGUUGUAUGAAUAAAGAUCAGUUUGGGAUAUCUGCUCUGUCUGCAAGGGACAUUUGUAUUAUAGGUGUUAGUUGAGUUUUGGCACAAACAGUAAAUGUUCUGAUUGGUAAUGCAUAAUAUGGGCUAUCUAUUAUGGUGUCAAGUAUCAGAAUAGCCAUGAAAUACAGACCCUAGUGAAUAAUCGUCAUUCAAAUCUCAUUAAGAAAGGGGAAGACCAAUAACUAGUAUUUGUAUUUUUACAUUUACUAUACUUACAAUUCAUUCUGUAAAAGGCUUUUUGCCACAACCUUGUCUUUCAAUGAGCACUAGAUUAUGUCAGCUGUCCAGAUCGGGUUUAAAAUACAAAGACAGCUGCCAUGUUAUGAAUAGCAGUGUUUAGUUUUGACUUAUGCAAUCUUACAAGAUGAUCAUUUACUCAGAAUUCAGCUGUAUAAAAUAUACAUCCCGAUGUGAUUGGUUGAGGUGGCCAAAGGAUUAUUUUAAAGGCUUAUAACUGGAGGGCUGAUUGAGGCUGGCAUUGUCGUUGUUUUUAGAAGUGUUGUUUUCUAAGCACACAAUCUCACAGCUUUAUUACUAGCAACACAUUGUAUUUGACCCCGAUUAUGUGUAUUAUGUGUGCAUAAUACACAAGGCCUUGGGGGUGGAGCCUCUUUCUGCUUGUCGGUGUCAGGACGGUACUGGAGGCAACAAUUAGCUUGUAGCAUCUCUAGUGUUUCCUUGACCUCCUGACCACGUGCCUGGGCGUGUGCACGUGCACAAAUUAAAAGUUAUAAAUACUCUCCAUUCUUUUUUUCUAAUCUGGAUACUGUUAUACAUUUUAGAAACAAACACAUUAUGCAAGUGGUUAUUAAGACCUGGUGCCGCUGUACUGCCCCCCGUUCGGCCCAACCAUUACCCCGUCAUAAUUACAUUACAGCUCCGGGGCUCGUUAGCGUCAGCCUCAACACUGAGGCAGGAGGAGACUGGCUGCCGCCUAUUAGAUUUGCGAGAGGUUACAAAACAUCGUGGUACCCUUAAUCUUUCCUUUGGCGCACUAAUGACGAUACAUUGUGUUCUUUCAAAUGACAGAUGAAGUUUGGUCUGGCUUACUUGUAAAACCUGUUGCAUUGCAUAUUUUAGGAAAACAAUUUCUGCAAAGUCAUCCUGCUGUCCCAAAAACCGAGAGAUAUGAUUUAUUUGAAUUGAUGGUUCCUCUGUGCUGACACAGAAGUCAAAUAGGCGGCAUUCAUGAAUUGCUGACAAGCUUUUCUUAAACAAGCUAGUAUUACUGGACAUCAUACCAAUGAAGCCUUAGGCCUAGGCCAGUCAAAUGAAAGCAACACAUUUGAUUGUUAUAGCAUAACAAUCAAAUGUAUUGCUUGCAUUUGAAAAACAAA